CACAAACACGCGGGGGUAUUAAUGAAUCACAAGUCCCCCUCCCCACAUGCUCCGAUUUCACACUCCUCCACCGCUGCUCCCUGCUCCUCCUUUCUCCUCCUCCUCGUCACACACUCGGCUGAAGGAACACGAGUUUUCCCCACCGGCCUGCAUUCACUACGUAACAAAGACAAAAAAAACACAGCAAUGUCCAAGAAGAUCUCUGUAAAGGACCAGUCGGAGCAUGAGCAGCCUCCCAGCCAAAGUCAGCUGGAUCAGACCACAAAGGCAGCCCCGAGUUGCAGGAAAAAGACAGAACCGGGCCAAAGAAACGGAGAGACGACCUCCUCAUCCCCAGAGAGCGGCAGCUUGAAUGGAAACGGAAAGCGCAGUGGGAAAAGCCGACGUCGCAGGAAACGUUCAUCCAAUCCUGGCAGCGCCAAUGAGGGAAAGGUGGAUGAAGGGAAAACUAAAGAAAAGACCGUAGAAGGCAGCAGCCAUUCCCCUGACCAUCAGGCUGCGUUAAUGGGCCUGCAGUCAGAGUGCAGCAGCGUCUGGUUUGAAUGCAGCGUCUAUGAGCGGGCUGAGAGCCUCUACCAGCGCUGGCUGGUGAACGCCUCUAAACGGAACGCCAAGCCCAGCCGCUCACAUCUGCCCUCAGGGAAACGCUCCAUCACGCUUUCCACCGUGACUCCAUCUACCUCAGGACUGACUUGUCACCAUGGUGAUCAGGUAGCGUGCCACCAUGUAGUGGAAGAAGUGUGGGUCAACAAGAUGACUUUUGACCAAGCAGAGCGCCGCUUUGUUGAAGAAUCUGCUCCACGGUCCGUUCCAAACUCGCUUGAGCUCCCCCCUCCGACUAACCGCCCCAGGGCCUCCAGAACCCCUGAUGAAGGGUAUCAGUCUAGAACCCCAACUCCUGCUACGCCUGUCAUUCCAACAUCUCGGCAGUCGAUUAACGGGCUGCCUCGUAUCCCGGUGGAGCUGCUCAGGGAGGUGUGGCUCGACAAACCUCUGUACGAUCGCGCAGAAGCAGCCUUUUACCAGAACAUGUAUGCUAACAAUUCCUCCAAGAGACAAAGCUGCAGCCCCACCCCCAGACCAAGCGACCACCCUCAUAGCCUCAUGGAAGAGGAGGAAGAAGAGGACAUGGAGGAUGUGGCGGAGGAGGAGAAACGGCCAAUCCUGCAGUGUAAAGCGGAGGUCUUCCAUGCCCUCCACCCAAUUCAGGAGGAAGAAGAACCAGCUGAGCUCCUGGAGAUUGAAGAAGCUUCAGGGGUGUGCUUGUUCCUUCACCAAGACAGCGAGCCGGUGUGGCUGGACAAGUGGAAGUACGAUGCUGCAGAGAAGCGUUUUCACAGCGGAGGUUCAAAUAAAGUCUGCACCGUGAAGAAGAAACAGAGGCCAGAGGCAGGAAAGACACCAGCCGCCUCCAAGACGGCAAAAAGGGACAAAAAGAUGAGCUCAAUGAACUUCUUGGCUCAGGAGAAGAUCUGGUUUGAGAAGCCGCGUUACGAUGAGGCAGAAAGACGCUUCUAUGAGCGAAUGAACGGCUCAUCACAAACCUCGCAGGAUGUUGGAGCUAACGCCAUCCUGCAGGACAUUGCUCGCGCUCGGGAGAACAUCCAGAAAUCUCUAGCCGGGCUGAAGAAUACGCUGCGUAACAAAGGGUCUUCCCAAGCUUCCCUGACCCAACAGUCCCAUCCUAACAGCAGCAGCAACAAUGCAGCCGAUCAGGGAGAACUCGUUUCUCGGAUCAAAAGCCUGGAGCUGGAGAACCAGAGUUUACACAAAGUGGUAGAUGACCUACGGGCGGCGCUCUCCAAACUGGAAUGUCGAGUGGCUGUUCUUGAGAAAUCUCCGGUCACUGCAGCCCCAGCUCCUGCUCUCUCCGUCCCCUACACAAACGGCCAGCAUAAGGCCAGCGCUCCAGUUAAAAAGGACGACGAUGAUGACGAAGAUGAUGACAUUGACCUGUUCGGUAGUGAUGAAGAUGAUGAAGAGGCAGAGAAACUUAAAGAGCAGAGGCUGAAGGAAUAUGCAGAGAAAAAGGCAAAGAAGCCUGCUGUCAUCGCCAAGUCCUCAAUAUUGCUGGACGUUAAACCUUGGGACGAUGAGACGGAUAUGGCUAAGCUGGAGGAGUGCGUGCGCUCGGUGCAGGCAGACGGUCUGCUAUGGGGGACGUCCAAGCUGGUUCCUGUGGGAUACGGCAUCAAAAAGCUCCAGAUCGCAUGUGUGGUAGAAGACGACAAGGUGGGAACAGACCUGUUGGAGGAGGAGAUCACCAAGUUCGAAGACUAUGUUCAAAGUGUGGAUGUAGCAGCAUUCAACAAGAUCUGAUUCAGUGGCGUCUCUUCAUCGCUCACUUUCUCUGCUGAUUGUGUCAACGGU
Molecule: messenger RNA, 2370 nt
Organism: Cyprinodon variegatus (sheepshead minnow)
Lineage: Eukaryota; Metazoa; Chordata; Actinopteri; Cyprinodontiformes; Cyprinodontidae
Gene: eef1db
Product: eukaryotic translation elongation factor 1 delta (guanine nucleotide exchange protein)
Exons: 10
Coding region: 22-2319 (765 amino acids)
Biological process (GO): translational elongation
Cellular component (GO): cytosol; eukaryotic translation elongation factor 1 complex
Molecular function (GO): translation elongation factor activity; guanyl-nucleotide exchange factor activity
Source: RefSeq, a predicted model, not a curated record